Messenger RNA from Aspergillus saccharolyticus JOP 1030-1, 1221 nucleotides. RefSeq lists its product as uncharacterized. NCBI's taxonomy places the organism in Eukaryota, Fungi, Ascomycota, Eurotiomycetes, Eurotiales, Aspergillaceae. The record is from RefSeq and is a predicted model, not a curated record. The transcript is spliced from 3 exons. Bases 227 to 1018 code for a protein of 263 amino acids.
AUUCUAGUACUCUGCACCGUACUCCGUAUACCACAGUCACCCAAAGGGUGGGUAACAAACAAAACAGUAAGGUACAUUUCGUUAUAUACCACCCUCAGAAAGCGGUAAUAACCUCCCCCGCGAAACCACGCUAAGCCAAACACGCUCCAAUACUACCGCUGAGUCUCUCAGUUCAUCUACCUCUCUCCCUUCACCCCCAAACACCUUAAACACUCAUCAACGCAAAAUGCCAAACAUUCAGCCACCGCCCAUAACACUGCAAGACCUCCAAGCCUUCCAGGCCAAACACUUCCCAGCACAUGCUCUUAUAGCCCCAACACCAGCGCAUUACCUCUCUCGGUUUCAGGCGCAGCAAGAACCCCUCACGAAGCAAGGCCACGCUCCUCAAGAAGGAGACCUCACGGCCAACACCCACGAACACGAGUCCGAGUACGAUGGAUACGACUACGACGACGACGACGAUGGGCUAGGCUACUAUCCCGAUGGGGUCAAGCGGACGCUCACGGACGAGCAGAUUCGAAUCUUUAGGCAUAGUGAGAUUCAUGCCUUGUUGAGACAGAAGGAGUUGCGGGAGGAGGCAGAGCGGGAACGGAGGGAGGAAGAGGAAGCAGAGGAGGAGGCGCGGCGCGCCGAAAAGAGCCUUGGUGAUGACUGUAGUGCUGAGGCUGAGGCUGAGGCUGAGACUGGGGGCGUUGCAGACUCGGAGGUACUGGGUGCCGUCGAUGCUAGUGCUGGUGCUGAUGCUGUUGGCUCUGCUGAUACUACCGUCCAAGAAGCUGAUACCACGACGGAACAUCCGCCUACGCAUGAAAAUCGGUCAAGCGGGCGGAAAAGACCGCGAGACGAUGAUGCUUCACCGAUGGAUUAUGGGGAUAGUGGCAGUGGUGGACAGCAGCAGCAGCAGCAUGCUCUUUCUUAUUCCGCAGGGAGGAAUGGGCCCUCUUCCGAUCCUUAUGUGGAUCCCUCAAGGCGGGCGGCUUUGUUUACAAAGAGGAAAAUCAUCUCGUAUGAUGAUUGAUCUUGUGGAUCUGGUUUGAACGGUGCUGCGAGAGCUCUGUCAGUCCACCUGCAAGUGGUCGUCUCUCCGAGUGAUUCAGUACACCCUGACCAGUACGUUUGGGUUGUCAUAACACGGUCACAAACUACUGAGUCGCUUUAUACUGAUCUCACACUCCACGCGUUCUGCGCAAGCAGCAUAUACCACCAACUUCUGGUUUUUUC